Molecule: messenger RNA, 6211 nt
Organism: Mauremys reevesii (Reeves's turtle)
Lineage: Eukaryota; Metazoa; Chordata; Testudines; Geoemydidae
Gene: PRDM15
Product: PR/SET domain 15
Exons: 24
Coding region: 7-3540 (1177 amino acids)
Biological process (GO): regulation of transcription by RNA polymerase II; cell fate commitment
Cellular component (GO): nucleus; cytoplasm
Molecular function (GO): DNA-binding transcription factor activity; histone deacetylase binding; RNA polymerase II cis-regulatory region sequence-specific DNA binding
Source: RefSeq, a predicted model, not a curated record
ACUCCCAUGGUGCUUUGCUGGCGGGCGGCCGGGCCGGCUUCCGGUGGCGCGUGGUUUCCGGAGCGGAUCGGAACCUGGAGUCCGGAUUCGAUCCGGGUCGGAACAUUCCAAAAGCAGGUUUCAGAAAUGGCAGAGGAUGGCAGCGAUGAGACCAUGUUUAUUUGGUGCGAAGAUUGUGGUCAGUACCAUGAUUCGGAGUGUCCUGAGCUGGGCCCAGUGGUGACAGUCAAAGACUCCUUUGUGUUGAGCAGGGCAAGGUCAUCCCUUCCUUCCAAUCUGGAGAUCAGACAACUAGAAGAUGGGACUGAAGGAGUAUUUGCAGUGACGCAGCUUGUCAAACGUACCCAGUUUGGUCCAUUUGAAUCCAAGAGAGUUGCCAAACUGGAAAAGGAGUCAGCAUUUCCACUGAAGGUUUUCCAGAAGGACGGGCCCCUGGUUUAUUUUGAUACCUCUAACGAAGAUGACUGCAAUUGGAUGAUGAUGGUGAGAGCAGCCACUGAAUAUGAACACCAGAACCUGACUGCCUUCCAGCAUGACAGUGAUAUUUACUUCACCACCUCCCGGGACAUCCCACCAGGAACUGAGCUGCGAGUGUGGUAUGCAGCUUUUUACGCCAAAAAAAUGGAAAAGCCAGUGCUGAAGCAGGUCACUAGUAUUGCCAAUGUGAGCGCUCCAGAGAGUAGUGGGCCCCUUGAAGCGGAGUCCAGCCAGUGGACGUGUAAAGUGUGUUCAUCUGUUUUCCCGGAACCUCAGCUACUGACAGAACAUCUGUUGAGUCACCUGGAACAAGCCAAAGGAGUCCCCCAGACAAGCCAAAAUGAUGCAGCUCCAGAGAAGCCUGCAGAGGCUCCCAUUGCUGAUCAGCCUGUAACUGGCGAAGGUGCUGGUGCCAAUGUAGACUCCAGGAGGACUCCACGAAGGGGAAGAAAGCCCAAAGCAGCAAAAGCAGAAAUACCUCUUGUUGUCGCUGAAGAUAAAGACCCAGCAGUGGAUCGAGUAGCUGAAAUUAUAACAGAGAUCCCACCUGAUGAGGCAGCCCUUCCCUCUGCAGCGGAAGAAAGGAUUAUGGAACUGGUUUUAGGAAAGCUGCCAAGCACCACAAACAACAUCAGUUCAGUAACAAAUAGGUUUGCUCAUCACCAAAACACCAUGUCCCUCAAAAGAAGUUUAAUUCUCUCCAGUAGACAUGGAAUACGUCGAAAGCUGAUAAAGCAACUUGGGGAACACAAACGGGUAUAUCAGUGCAACAUCUGCAGUAAGAUCUUCCAGAACAGCAGCAACCUCAGCAGGCACAUCCGGUCUCAUGGUGACAAACUGUUUAAAUGUGAGGAAUGUGCAAAGCUGUUCAGCCGUAAAGAGAGCUUGAAGCAGCAUGUUUCAUAUAAACACAGCAGGAAUGAGGUCGACAGUGACUACAGGUACAAGUGUACUACCUGUGAAAAGGCCUUUCGGAUAGAAAGUGCAUUGGAAUUCCACAACUGCAGAACAGAUGACAAGACAUUCCAGUGUGAGAUGUGUUUCAGGUUCUUUUCCACGAAUAGUAACCUCUCAAAACACAAAAAGAAACACGGAGAUAAGAAAUUUGCAUGUGAAAUCUGCAAUAAGAUGUUCUACCGGAAGGACGUCAUGUUGGAUCAUCAAAGGAGACACUUGGAAGGGGUGAGGCGUGUGAAAAGAGAAGACUUUGAGCACAGCACGGAGAACAUGGUGCGCUACAAGAAGGAACCCUCGGGAUGCCCUGUGUGUGGGAAGGUAUUUUCAUGCAGAAGCAAUAUGAACAAACACCUCCUGACACACGGAGACAAGAAAUACACCUGUGAAAUCUGUGGACGUAAAUUUUUCAGAGUGGAUGUUCUUAGAGAUCAUAUUCACGUCCAUUUUAAGGACAUUGCACUAAUGGAUGACCACCAGAGGGAAGAGUUCAUUGGUAAAAUUGGAAUCUCAUCAGAGGAAAACGAUGACAACUCUGAUGAAAGUGGAGAUUCUGAGCCUCACAAGUAUAGCUGCAAAAGGUGCCAGUUAACCUUUGGCAGAGGGAAGGAGUACCUAAAACACAUAAUGGAGGUUCACAAGGAGAAAGGCUAUGGCUGUAGCAUCUGUAAUCGACGAUUCGCCUUGAAGGCAACUUACCAUGCUCACAUGGUCAUUCACCGGGAGAAUCUGCCUGAUCCAAAUGUGCAGAAAUAUAUCCACCCAUGUGAAAUUUGUGGAAGGAUUUUUAACAGCAUCGGGAAUUUGGAACGACAUAAGCUUAUACACACAGGUGUAAAAAGUCAUGCGUGUGAGCAGUGUGGAAAGUCAUUUGCCAGAAAGGACAUGUUAAAAGAGCACAUGAGAGUCCACGAUAACAUCCGAGAAUAUCUGUGUGCGGAAUGUGGUAAAGGAAUGAAGACAAAACAUGCUCUGCGUCACCACAUGAAACUCCACAAAGGGAUCAAGGAAUAUGAAUGCAAGGAAUGCCAUCGUAAAUUCGCACAGAAGGUCAACAUGCUGAAGCACUACAAAAGGCACACAGGGAUCAAAGAUUUUAUGUGUGAGCUCUGUGGGAAGACAUUUAGUGAGAGAAACACAAUGGAGACCCAUAAACUGAUUCAUACAGUGGGGAAACAGUGGACGUGUUCAGUCUGUGAUAAAAAAUACGUAACCGAUUACAUGCUUCAGAAGCACAUCCAGCUAACUCACGAUAAGGUAGAAGCUCAGAGUUGUCAGCUCUGUGGGACAAAGGUUUCUACCAGAGCUUCAAUGAGUCGACACAUGAGGCGCAAACAUCCCGAGGUUCUUUCGGUUAGAAUUGAUGAUUUAGAGCAGCUCCCAGAAGCUACCACCAUUGAUGCCUCCUCUAUUGGGAUUGUUCAGCCUGAGUUAACCCUGGAACAGGGAGAGUUACCCGAAGGCAAGCAUAUGAAAACUAAACGUGGCCAUAAGCGAAAGCAGAAGCCGGGUGAAGAGGAGGAAGUACAAGUGCCUGAGGAUCCUGCCUUCAAUGAAUACACAGAGAAAGAAGCUGAAUUCACAGGGAAUGUGGGAGAUGAAACCAAUUCAGCUGUACAGAGUAUUCAGCAGGUGGUGGUGACCCUUGGCGACCCAAACGUCACAACCCCUUCUAGUUCUGUUGGGUUGACAAAUAUUACCGUCACCCCAAUUACCACGGCAGCUGGAACCCAAUUUACAAACCUCCAGCCAGUGGCUGUGGGCCACCUCACUGCUCCUGAACGCCAGUUACAACUCGACAAUUCAAUCCUUACUGUGACGUUUGAUACUGUUAGUGGUUCUGCCAUGCUGCACAAUCGCCAAAACGAUAUUCAGAUACAGCCACAGCCAGAGGCAGCCAAUCCUCAGUCUGUGGCCCAUUUUAUAAACCUGACAACCCUGGUGAACUCCAUUGCUCCUCUAGGGAAUCAGAUCGCAGAGCAGCAUCCAUUGACAUGGAGGGCAGUGCCUCAGACCGAUGUCCUGCCGCCCCAGUCGCAGCAAACACAACAGCAGUCAGGACAGCAGCAAGUUCAAACAGAGCAGCAACAGCAGAUGUACAGCUACUGAUUUAUACUUGAAAAGUCUUGAAAUGGACUGGACUAUGAGACAAUUUUUAAAAAAGUGGAAAACUAUAAGUGAAUUGUUUGCUGGAUACCAAACAGAGAUGGAAAAAUGUUUAUACAAUGAAAUGUAAACUAAAAUUGGCAUAGCACCCUGCAACACUGUGGUCUUGAAAUUCACACACUAUUUCUAAACGCAGCACCAUCUAGAAGUAUCAUUCUAAAUUCAGCACCCCAGUGUGGUGGUGUGUUUUGUGCAAUGGUGGUUCUGGGUUUUGACAAGAGCAUCACAAUAGACCGUACACAAAGAGGGGAAAUCACAAAAAGUAAAUAUGACUAACCCCUCAGCCAUACAACUCAAUUGUUUUCCAAUCUGGAGGGAAUGUAUACACUGAGCUGGGGUUCACUGGUUGUCAUCUUCUAGAGACUGAAAAGUAAAGAUAUAAUUGAGCCCCCAAAAAAGGAUUGUCUUGCUUUUUCCAUCCUUAGAAGGUCUUGUAUCUCUGGUAAAGUAAAGGUGAGGGUUUGGGGCUGGAAGUGGGGGAAAGUCUAUGGGGUAAAAGAAAAUGUACCCAAUUUCACAAAGUAUUUCCAUUGUGGUGAUGGAAAAAUCUUUUAUCCGUAAAACAUGUCAGUGCUACCUGAAGCAAAUAGCCAGUCUAAUGUUAAAACAACUUUACUAGAAGACCAUAAAAGUUGUUUGAAUCAAACUGGUUAUGAGCUGAAACCAUAAUGUGAUAAAAUUGUAUGUAAUUUUGUCAAAAUUGCUCUUUCAAUAUUGCUUUUAGCUAGGAGGCCUGAAGAGCAAUCAGUCCCCUUUGAUCAAGUUCAGGAUGUGAAUUUACCAAUUAGUCUUCUUUCAUCAUGUAAUAAACAUUUGAGAGAGUAAUUUUUUAUAUAGCCUCUGUAUUUCACUGUGUGUUCUUGGUGGAUAUUUAUGUAUUAACGGCUGGUCUGACUUGGUUUCAUGUAUCUUUUCAUCUCCUUAUUCUUCUGCAUGGCAGAACUAGUGUGUGGAUUCUGCUUGUAGAACUUCCAAAUCUCAUAGCCACACACGGGCUGUCAUGAAGUCAUAAAGUGCAAUGUCUAACAUUCAUGUAGACUGCCACAAGGAGGCAGUCUGAGCCAAUGGAUAUAGGCUUGCCUGGAUAUACAGGAAAUGAAGUACAGAUAGACCCAUCUAUGCUGAGACUGCCAUUUCCAAUGCCUGAUAAGCUGUAUCCUCCGUAUCUUCUGUUUGUGCCAGUGCGCAGUCUGGAUUGUUGCAUAUCAAAAUGACGAUGAUAUCCUCCCACGCAAAGGACAAAGCACCACUGUUGUCAAAGAGCAGUGAACAGUAAAAGUUGCUCUCUGCCACUGGACACCUGAAAGGCAAAUUUUCCAAACCAGCAAUGGAUGAAGAAAAAGUUCCUUUGCUGCAUUACAAACAGGCACUCAAACUUGCUAAGAGGGAUAUUCCUUGAUACGGCAAUUGCUGCACUUCACAAUGGAGACAGACUGAUGUUAAUGAAAAGCCUAUCUGUGCCUAACACAUUAAUGAAAAUGUUCAAUUUGUAAACAAAAAUGUGAUGAGGAAUGAGUUAAACUUGAAAGUGUGUGUCAGCAAGAUCUACCUCACCCUUAGAGAAUGAAUUAUAAUAUCCGCAGAAGAAGAAUUCUACUUAGAAACAAAAACAGAUCCCUCAGAAGUAUGAAUGCCUGCAAAUGAACAGUUAAGGGAUAUGCAACCACUUUGCUCAUUAUUAAUUAUUUGUAUUGUAGCAUUGUCUAGAGGCCUGAAAUAGGAGUGGGACCCUAUCGUGCCAAGCUCUGUACAAGCAUUCAACAAAGAGAGUCCCUGCCCCACAACAAAAAUAAAAAGUCAGAACCAUAUAUUCUAUUGCCCCAUGCAAAUUACACCUUCCCACGCAACUUAAAUUAUGCGCCCUUGUUGUGGUGUGAAAUAACAACAGUGUUAGCGAGAUAAGGAGAAAAUAACAUUCUCGUUAAUUAGAACUAAAGAUUUCAAAACUAACAAAGCCUGCAACUUGGCAGGGUGUUAGACUAGAUCAGCAUUUCUCAAAUGCAGUCACGGCCUCCUGGGCAAUGAUUUGGGGGAAGGGGCAAAGCAGCAGCCUCUCUCCCCCAGCAGGGGUUGGGUCCUUUCCUCCUCUGCAGAGCAGAUGCUGGAGGAGCACAGGCAGCUAGUGAGUUUCCCCACCUUCAGUGGGGUCAGGUUUCAGCCCGGGAGUGGAUGACAGCAGGCUCCAGCUGUGGCCCCGGCUGCAGUGCUUCAGGCUCCGUCUCUGGGCCCCAUCCCCUCAGUGCGGGGCGUCGGGCUCCAUCCCCCAGCCGCAUGAUGACAGGCUGCAGCCCCAGGCUCAGCACCCCUCCCUCAUCACCCUUGUGACCCACUGCCCUUCUCUGGCUCAGGGCUUCAGCCGCACCGUGGCAGGCUCCAGCCCUGAGCUCAUCCCCCAUCACCCCUGGCCUCCGUUGCCUCCUCCAGCCCUAGGCUUCAGCCACGUAGCAGUUGUCGGACACUGGCCCCUGCUGCCUUCCUAUCCACCUCCCCAUCCAGGGCUUAAUUUGUCCUCAGGCUUACCAGGGCUGAAUAAGUCUGCAGUGAAAGUGAUACACCUCUACCCUGAUAUAACCGCAACCUGAUAUAACACGAAUUCAGAUAUAACGCAGUAAAG